AUGACACUCGACUACCGCAUCUGGGAGAUCACCGACAGAGAUAGGCGGAUGGCCGAAGCGGACUACAGAGAUACUCGAGAACGCUUGUCACCGGAUGAGUUCCACGGGCAACUUGCCACCGGUGCAAUCUCCAUCGCCAGUUUCGACAACUCCAAAAAAUACAGGGAGUGCAUGGCAAACUACCAAGCCAAGCGCGGAAGGAUCACUAGGGUAGAGAGAACGGCAUUCGAGGACGAGAGCGACUCUAUGGUCGAGCGAGUGCUGGCAGAGACUCAUAUCUUGUUCAGCAUCGCAAGUAAUUGCGGAGGGUCUCUGCUCGAAGGCUCCCGCUCCUUUGUGCCGACGGCCAUCUUCUGCGAUGAGACUGGCCACAUAUCCAUUCCCAGUCUCUGCGUACCACUCACGACGUUCGAGAAGUGGGAGGGUCUCUUCUUGUUUGGUGACAUCCAACAGCUCGAGCCCACGGCGCUGUCUGGGCAGUCCAAUGAAUUCUUCGCGAAUGCCAAAGUGUCACCACUGGCUUUACUUGCUAUGAAGGAUUUCCCCAGCUACCUUCUGGACAUGCAGUAUCGUAUGUGUCCAGCAUGCUCCGCGUUUCCGCGGUGGCAGUUCUACGACAACCAAGGUCUAAAGGAUUCCGCCGUGAUGAAAGAGGACAACGAUGUACGGAAAGCCAUGCGCGAGAUCACUCUUGGUAUGGGGGUCAAAGGAGACAAUGGCCAAGGGUCAGAGUACGUCGUUACCAACGUGGCAAAUGGUUGUUCGCGGGUCGAGCUCAACGGGACGUCCCUUGUCAAUUACGCCAAUGCCGAUGUUAUAGUCGGGAUGAUUGACCGCUUCCUUAUGAGCGGAACCAUCAAGGCUAGCAUGAUCAAGAUCCUCACCUACUACCAAGGACAGCGUCGCCUUCUUAGAAAAAAGAUCAGCGACAUGCGGUGGCCUAAGGCGAUCAAGGACGCCAUCGAGAUCUCUACCGUCGAUGCCUUCCAGGGUAGGGAGGCUCGCGUUGUUAUCGUCGACGUCGUCGCUGCAAAGGACAAGUACAAAGAUCCGACGACGAAGGAAGAGAGUGCAGCCGAGGAUGAGGAAGACAGAGGAGGCGAAGACUACAUCAAAGUGGGCACAGUCACUAGCCACGUGAGGAGUCCCAACCGUCUCAACGUCGCCCUCACUCGCGGUAAGGAUGCUACCUUCGUCUUCUGCCAAGCGGCACUGCUUGUGUCGACCAAUCGGAAGAAUCGCGGUAUACCGCACCCGCGGAGGACACACCACGCGGCCUAUCGCAAGCGCGAAUUGAUCUUGCCACGGAAGUGCUGCGAACCCUCCGCAAAUAAUACAAGCCACUUGGAUACCCUCUCUCCGUCUGAUGAGGAAGCCUCCUUGGCUACCGAAGCGGUCGAAGCGAAGAACCAGCGAAACCUUAAACUAGCGGUCAAUGCAUCUUUGAACUCCUCGAAGUUCCUUUUCCUCCCUCCCGCCAAAACCGCGGACACCUCGGCGCAACCUUCCGCAACGGACACCAAGGCCGACGAUAACGACCAGGAUGAUGCGCCCUCAGAAGGGAGCCGUGAGGUUCAUACAGACCCAGAGGACGAAGAAGACGAAGAGGCUGGGAGUGUUGGGGUUGGGGAAGAGAAUGAGAUGACGGACGCAGGCACCGGAGAUGAUUACCUUAGUUUAGCUGAGAAUUAG
Letharia lupina is the source of this 1692-nucleotide messenger RNA. RefSeq lists its product as uncharacterized. The record is from RefSeq and is a predicted model, not a curated record. Gene Ontology annotation, molecular function: helicase activity. NCBI's taxonomy places the organism in Eukaryota, Fungi, Ascomycota, Lecanoromycetes, Lecanorales, Parmeliaceae. The coding region runs from base 1 to 1692 and encodes 563 amino acids. The transcript has 3 exons.